Chrysochloris asiatica (Cape golden mole) is the source of this 1828-nucleotide messenger RNA. It is a transcript of the gene ANKRD13A, whose product is annotated as ankyrin repeat domain 13A. The coding region runs from base 56 to 1828 and encodes 590 amino acids. Gene Ontology annotation, molecular function: protein binding. The record is from RefSeq and is a predicted model, not a curated record. NCBI's taxonomy places the organism in Eukaryota, Metazoa, Chordata, Mammalia, Afrosoricida, Chrysochloridae. Gene Ontology annotation, cellular component: cytoplasm. The transcript has 15 exons.
GGGGCUGAGGCUUCUGGCGAGCGGGCGGCGAGGGCCCGGCUGCGGUCUCCUCGCCAUGUCCUCGACCCGCGACGCCAGCGGCCUCUUUCCCCUGCAUCUCCUAGUCUGGAACAAUGAUUACCGGCAGCUGGAGAAGGAGCUGCGGGACCAGAAUGUUGAGGCUCUGGAUCCACGAGGUCGAACCUUAUUGCACCUUGCUGUGUCUUUGGGACAUCUGGAGUCGGCUAGAGUCUUGCUUCGACAUAAAGCUGAUGUUACAAAAGAAAACAGCCAGGGAUGGACAGUGUUACAUGAGGCUGUGAGCACGGGUGAUCCCGAGAUGGUGUACACAGUUCUUCAACACCGGGACUACCACAACACAUCCAUGGCCCUCGAAGGUGUUCCUGAGCUGCUCCAGAAGAUUCUCGAGGCUCCGGAUUUCUAUGUGCAGAUGAAAUGGGAAUUUACCAGCUGGGUGCCCUUGGUCUCCAGGAUAUGCCCAAAUGAUGUCUGUCGCAUCUGGAAAAGUGGUGCCAAAUUGCGGGUCGAUAUCACAUUACUGGGAUUUGAAAACAUGAGCUGGAUAAGAGGGAGACGUAGUUUCAUAUUUAAGGGAGAAGACAACUGGGCAGAGCUGAUGGAAGUCAACCAUGAUGACAAAGUGGUCACUACUGAGCACUUUGACCUCUCCCAGGAAAUGGAGCGCCUCACUUUGGACUUGAUGAAGCCAAAAGGCAGGGAAGUUGAGAGGCGCCUCACAAGUCCAGUCGUCAACACCAGUCUUGAUACUAAAAAUAUUGCCUUUGAAAGAACUAAAUCCGGAUUCUGGGGCUGGAGGACAGAUAAAGCAGAAGUUGUUAAUGGUUACGAAGCAAAGGUUUACACGGUAAACAAUGUGAGUGUGCUAACCAAAAUACGCACAGAACAUCUAACUGAGGAAGAAAAAAAGAGAUAUAAAGCGGACAGGAAUCCACUGGAAUCUCUGUUGGGAACUGUGGAACAUCAGUUUGGUGCUCAAGGGGACCUCACCACAGAAUUUGCCACUGCAAACAACCCCACGGCCAUCACGCCUGAGGAGUACUUCAAUGAAGAGUUUGAUCUGAAAGACAGGGACAUUGGAAGACCUAAAGAGCUGACAAUUAGAACGCAAAAGUUUAAAGCGAUGCUAUGGAUGUGUGAAGAAUUUCCCCUGUCCCUGGUGGAACAGGUCAUUCCCAUCAUUGACUUGAUGGCCCGAACGAGCGCUCAUUUUGCAAGACUGAGAGAUUUCAUCAAACUAGAAUUCCCACCGGGAUUUCCUGUCAAAAUAGAAAUUCCCUUGUUUCAUGUCUUAAAUGCACGGAUUACAUUUGGAAAUGUUAAUGGCUGUAGCACUGCUGAAGAAAUUGUAUCUCAAAAUGUGGAUGGGACCCAGGCUAAUCCAGCUUCCCCUGUCACAAACUUUGAGGUUGAUCAGUCUGUGUUUGAAAUUCCUGAAUCGUAUCACAUUCAAGACAAUGGCAGAAACAUGCAUUUGCAAGAUGAAGAUUAUGAGAUAAUGCAGUUUGCCAUCCAGCAGAGCUUGUUGGAGUCCAGCAGGAGCCAGGAAGUCUCGGGACCAGCUUCCAAUGGCGGGAUCGGCCGGAUACAUGGCUAUGAUACGCAGUAUGAGAGGGCCCUCCAGGAGAGCCUCCUUGACAGUUCAGAAGGCCUGCACCCUGGAGCCCCGAACGAGACCAGCCGUUUUGAUAGCGACCUGCAGCUGGCCAUGGAGCUCUCAGCCAAAGAGCUGGCGGAGCAGGAGCUCCGGCGCCAGGAGGAGGAGGCAGAGCUGCAGCAAGUCUUACAGCUGUCGCUCACUGAGAAAUAG